Molecule: messenger RNA, 414 nt
Organism: Rotaria socialis
Lineage: Eukaryota; Metazoa; Rotifera; Eurotatoria; Philodinida; Philodinidae
Source: the annotation of a GenBank genome assembly
AUGUCAAAUUUAAAUCGAAAAUAUAAGAAAGAAUCUUGUCGAACGCUAUUAGGUUUUCUUCGAUGUCUUGCUGGACAACGAACACAAAUUGAUAUUUACGGUGGUAUUAUGCUUGUCGGUGUACUUGUUGACAUUGAUGUUAACCAUAACAUUCAAUUAUCACAAGUAACAAUGUCUCGGCCACUACAACGACCAAUAUCCUUUACUCGUUUAUGCAUUCGAUAUUCAAAUGUUCGUUAUAUUCGUGUCCCCGACGAAAUCGAUGUCAUCGAAACCAUUCGACAAGAUCUGAGAAAGAUGAAUCCAAAACCAAGUGAAAUCUUCGGUGGAGGACAGAAGAAAAUGCACGUGAGAAAAGGAAGAGAAUACGAAAAGAAUUUACCACCACUUAGACCUGAUAAUUAUCAUUAUUGA